Messenger RNA from Tarenaya hassleriana, 1590 nucleotides. RefSeq lists its product as uncharacterized. The transcript has a single exon. Bases 1 to 1590 code for a protein of 529 amino acids. The record is from RefSeq and is a predicted model, not a curated record. Lineage: Eukaryota; Viridiplantae; Streptophyta; Magnoliopsida; Brassicales; Cleomaceae.
AUGGUGAUACGGACCAAUGGUGAGUUGGUUUCCGACGAUGAUGAGGUCGAUGACCCUCAACCAGCGAAAGUUGUGGACGAUGAUUAUGCUAGUGAUGGGAUGGAUCAGUUUCCUGCCAAAGGAGAGCUUUUGGUAGCAAGGAGAGCUCUCAACAUUAAUGCAAAGGAGGAAACAUAUGAGCAGCGCGAGAAUAUAUUCCACACUCGUGCCUAUGUCCAAGGCAAGGUAUGUAUUCUCAUCAUAGACGGUGGAAGCUGCACUAAUGUGGCUAGCACAUCACUUGUAGAGAAGCUGAACUUGUCCACUACGAAACACCCAAGACCUUAUAAGCUACAAUGGCUUAAUGAUAGUGGAGAGACACGGGUAUUCAAGCAAGUUCGAGUGCCUUUUCGCAUUGGUAAGUAUGAAGAUGAGGUACUUUGCGAUGUAGUACCGAUGCAGGCAGGUCAUAUGCUUCUUGGUAGGCCAUGGCAAUUUGACAUGCGAGCUACCCAUGAUGGUUAUACCAACCGCUACACAUUUGAGUACCAUGGGAAACCGAUGCGACUAGUACCUCUUACUCAUAAAGAGUUAUGCGAAGAUCAAUUGCGAAUGCUCAAGAACGAGAAGAAGCAUGGGAUGAGUGAAUCCAAGAGUGAUACACCAAAAGAUCGAGAGUUCUUGAGUGAAACCCAGAAAAAGGCCUAUGAGAGCAAACCCGAGAGCUCAAAUACACUACUUCUUUCGAGAGGGAGAGAUAUCAAGAAAGCAUUGCUUUCUAGCCGACCGAUGAUUGUACUUAUGUACAAGGAGGUCUUGUUUACUGACGAGUUACAAUCUACUCUUCCUCGUGAUGUCUUUGAUGUUUUGCAGGAUUUUCAUGACGUGUUUCCAGAUGAGACACCCCAUCGUUUACCUCCACUUAGAGGUAUCGAACAUCAGAUAGACUUCAUUCCAGGAGCGAGCAUACCGAACAAACCGACUUACCGAACGAACCCCGAGGAGACGAAGGACCUACAACGACAGGUCACAGGGCUCAUGGAGAAGGGGUAUGUGUGGGAAAGCAUGUCAUCUUGCGCGGUACCUGUCAUUCUUGUGCCUAAGAAGGACGACUCUUGGAAGAUGUGUGUUGAUUGUCGCGCAAUCAACAAUAUCACGGUGAAGUAUCGCUAUCCCAUUCCUAGGCUAGAUGACAUGUUAGAUGAGUUGCAUGGUUCUAGAGUGUUCUCUAAGAUAGGUCUUAACAGCGGAUACCAUCAGAUUAGGAUGCGUAAGGGAGAUGAAUGGAAGACUGCAUUUAAGACUAAGUUAGGAUUAUAUGAGUGGUUAGUCAUGCUAUUUGGACUCACUAAUGCACCUAGUACUUUUAUGCGAUUGAUGAACCAUGUGCUUAGAAAGUUCAUUGGGAGAUUUGUUGUUUAUUUUGACGACAUCUUGGUAUACAGCAAAUCGACUAUCGACCAUGUAGAUCAUCUUAAGGUUGUCUUAGAUGUUCUCAGAGAGGAGAAACUCUUUGCGAAUCUUAAGAAAUGCAUGUUUUGUACUAACAAGCUUGUGUUCCUAGGAUUCGUCAUGAGUGAACGGGCAUACAGUGUUGAAGUAGGAAAAUGA